Pomacea canaliculata is the source of this 19605-nucleotide messenger RNA. RefSeq names its product mucin-12-like. The record is from RefSeq and is a predicted model, not a curated record. The transcript is spliced from 124 exons. Gene Ontology annotation, molecular function: protein binding. Lineage: Eukaryota; Metazoa; Mollusca; Gastropoda; Architaenioglossa; Ampullariidae. Gene Ontology annotation, cellular component: extracellular matrix. The coding region runs from base 164 to 19402 and encodes 6412 amino acids.
CAGACCCUACCUCACGGCCCCAUCCGCCCUCGUCUCACACUAUAAAACCCGUUGUUACCAAGUGAUAGUCAGCAGAACUCCUGCUCCCUUCACUGUAGGCAUCUCGAAUACCUGAACGCCUACUUUGUCCAAUCGACUUGGUAUCGAGUUCCAGUGUCCCACCAUGGGUGAUUCGGGUGGUCCAGUGACCAUCCUCUUAGGACUGCUCGUUUAUGUCACCAUUUAUCUACCCGCUGUUUCUUCCACAACUGAACAAAGCCGCCGAUGUGAAUACACCAGACAUGAUAAGAUACAGAAGCAAGACCUGUGCAAGAACCUUAUAGCCAAUAUAAGGAAUGGCUCUUACCUCGUGAGUGAGAUUUCCAAUGAGGACAUUUCAUCGGACACAAAGCUUUGCACCUACGAAAGCCCGUACACCUACACAGUGAAAGACUGUUGUCAGGGCUGGACUGGUCCGAGCUGUAACAUACCCGACUGCGGUGGGUGUGGUGAUGGUGUGUGCGCGGUUAACAAACGUGCAUACUUCACUGCUCCCCCCGAGUGCGUGUGUCCGGACGACUGGGCAGGCCAGCACUGUGAGGAGAAUAUCAACAGUCUGAAGGAUGGCAAGCGCUUUUGCUUCACCGACAACCGAUGUACUUCGGGCAAGUCGAGCGCACCCGUCCUUUACUCCGAAUGUUGUGUCUCUGGCUCCCAAGGCGGGUACGGCAGCAGUUACUAUGGUGACUGUCGACCUUGUCAAAGCACUCAAGUUGCGCAGAACGGUACAAGGGUUUCCGACAGAUACACCUGCUUGCUAAUGGGAGGUUCCCACAUCCGGACGUUUGAUAACGCUCAACCCGUAAUUGAUCCGAGCACGUCGACAUGCACUUUUAUUCUGAUGGACACGCCAACACUUCAGGUCCUGUCACAGACCGAGUGCUACGGCAGUACCACUUGCACCUGCGAGCAGAUUCUAACGGUCAUCCUGAAAUGCGAGACAUCAACCACGACGUAUGUUUUGAAGAACGGUAACAACACUGUUACAGACUCAUCAGGGAAAACGGAAAACAUUACUGUUACAGAGGAAUACCAGUACUACGGUACAGAGGCUAUUUACAAGCGACAAGACGAUUCAGUUUACUUUUACUUCCCGGAGCUGAGCAUUCGCAAGGACUUCUCAGGUUAUACGGCCAUUACAGUCUCGAAAACCUCUCAGCUAAUCGGCAAUACUGAUGGCUUGUGCGGUAAUGCCAACGGAGACCCUGCAGACGACACAGCUUAUUUUGAGAAGAGGCUCCAGAAGUAUACGGACACCUCACGGCCAUGCGGCAAGGGAUUCCAUGCAUGUUCUUCGGAGCAACAGGAUGAGGCAGCCAUUGCUUGUGAUUUCCUAAGGAGUGACAAAUACGCUGAAUGUAUAAAAGGGGGAGUAGAUGUGAAAGGGGCCAUCCAGCGGUGCAUGCGAGCUUAUUGCUCAUCCGACGACAAAGAAAAAGCCAUCUGCAACCAGGCUGAGGACUUCGCAUCGUGGUGCUACGGGUUGACGGGGAAAAUACCUCAGUUUCGCGAAGCAGAUUUUUGUCCCAAGACCUGCGAUAACGGAAAAGUGUAUACGCCUGUGAAAAUGACCAAUUGCGACUUGCGAUGCGGGAUGCCACAGCUGAGCUACCUGUCGCCAUCUUGCCGACCUGAAGGUCAGGGCGGAUGCGUGUGCCCCGUUGGGAUGGCCUUACAGAACAGCACGUGCGUCCAACCUGAAAACUGCCAGUGCCGCGGCACUGAUAACGUCUACUACAACCCAGGAGACCUCGUCGCAUCUUCUGACAAAUGUCUCGUCUGUACUUGCGGUGAUCUGGGGCUGUGGAACUGCGAGCCGAACGAAGAGGGAUGCAUGACCACCUGCACAAUAAUUGGUAAUAAAGUCCGGACAUUCGACUCUCUCAUCUACGGCAUCAGCUCUUCGUCUCCCUACACUGUCGUUUUGCUACAAAGCAAGGAGGGUAACAUUAAAUUAGAAGCAAGUUACCAACCUUGCGCGUCUGGAACAUGCAUCAGCGGAUUGCGGGCCAAAGUUGGUAACUUUACCAGUUCGCUGACGGUGUCACCUGAUUCUGCCCCUGUUUUGGAUAAACCAGUUUCUUCAGCUAUUUACUCAAGAAAAAUCUCGAAGAACCAUUAUGCUACGGACUUUCUGACCUCGGGCAUAAGGAUAAUCUUUUCGGUUGCCGGCACGAUUCAAAUUAGAGCUAAUACCUUGAUCAACAAAAACAAGCUGUAUGGGAUGUGCGGCACGCCAAACGGUGACAUCAAAGACGAGAUGCGGUCCCCGAGCGGCUCCGACAUGGACAACAGCGCUUUCAUAGGCGCCUACUGCUCGCAGUGCCCUGGCACCGUCGUGGUGCAAGGCAAACUAUCAGGGGACCAGUCUCCAAUCUGCGACCAGGUCAUGGCUGCAAAUCUCGAUGCAGCAGUACAUUCCGAUAUCAGCAGUUUCAAGACAAUUUGCGAGUCUAUGACUACAGACCAAAACCGAUGUCAAGUUCUUCAAACUAUGGCCCAGCAUUAUCAGAAGUCUUUUGAGAGCAUGUUUGGAAACAGUGUUGACUGUGCGAUGACCGAACAGACCGUACGGGACGUGUGUAAGAGCAAUUGCAUCGAUUUCACUUUAACCAACUGUGAAAAGCAAUCGUUCUUCGAUGGGGGGUGUGGGUCAAACCAGUAUUAUCGUGAUCAGCAGUGCGUGGAGCAAGAUCAGUGCGGCUGUUUCAAUAUGAACACCACAAGUUUCGUGGAACCUGGCAAUACAACUACAGUAGGAUGCCACGAAUGCACAUGCAAUGGCACGAAGAUGCAGUGUAACACAAAAUGCGAAGAAGUGAUCUGCGCCGAGGACCAGAUUUCAUAUGUACAGUUCCAGAAAGAUCCCGUACAAAAUCACCAAAUGUGUCCGGACAAAUACCAAAUCACUCGCAAGUAUGUUGCCGAUGUCAGACCUAACCAACAGUGUUACUGCAAGGAGGGGCUGCUCCAGACAUACUCAACUGAUCAGUGCGUGACGAAGUGUCCGUGUUUUGAGUCUGACACAUGGUUUAAGGAUGGAUAUACCAUCACUAAGGGCUGCAAGAACAAGACGUGCAUUGAUGGUAUCUGGAAUGUGACUGAUGACGACAACUGCAUGGGUUCCUGUAUUGUGAGUGGCUCAACAUUUAAAAUCAAGCAAUUUGAUGCUGAUGGACUCACGAAGCAACGUCUCAACAACAAGUGCGAGUACACCUUCCUCACAACGAACGAUGUGACUAUUAAGAUAGGUUUACUCUCCCAAAGGGAACACUUCGUCAAAUUUGAAGUAACCGCUCUCUCCCAAGGAUAUUUGCAGCUUGUCCCAAAUGGAGACGGUGCAUUUAUUUACAACGGCAAGACCUAUGAUCGCCCCGUUAUUCCUGGCAUGCAUGUUGCGUACACUGGGUCAUCCAUAGACGUCUCCUUCAAUAACUCGAAUGUCGUCGUUAGACAGAGGGGGCGCAAAACAACAAUUUUUGUUAAAAAAUCUGUACCAAUCCUUGGAGGUUUGUGUGGCAACUUUGAUGGCCUUAGCAACAACGAUCUGGUUGGAAAGGACAAGCAGCCCAAGCCUACAUUUUUGGCUGCAGCAGAUUCCUGGGCUGAGGGCGUUUGCGUCCAAGACAGUACUCCUCCUUCUAUCCCUGAGAACCCACUCAAGAAACAGUGGGCAGAGGAGAACUGUAGGAUUAUUAAAGAGGGAGAGCCCUUCAAACCUUGCCGUGGCAGAACCACAGAGAAUAGUCAGAACACUUUCCUUGAUGAGUGUGUCUUAGCUUCAAUGGAUUGUAACUCUGGCGGAGACUGUGAUUGCCAGUGUGACGCCAUUGACGCGUAUGCAGACUAUUGCGCGUGGCAGGGAUCUCCGGCGGCGUUCCGAUCUCCAAAGAUUUGUCCGGUCAUGUGUGAGGGAGGCUCCGUGUACCAGGCCUGCGGGGACCCUUGCCCACCUGUGUGUGGACAUAAGACUGACUGUAGCGAUCGGCCCUGCGUAGGAGGCUGCUUCUGCCCGGAAGGAUACAUCAGAGAGAACCUACACGAUAUGACGUGCAUACCAGAGUCUCAGUGCUCAUGUUUUCUGAAUGGGCGAACAGUGGCCGUUAACCACACAGUGACGAUCAACUGCCAGACAUGCACUUGCUGGCACGGUCAGUUCAAGUGCACAGGAGAGAGAUGCAAGGAGGAAUGCGAUGAACACGAGUUUCGAUGUGACAGCGGCGAGUGCAUCGAUUCUCGGUACACCUGUGACGGCGCCAGCAACUGCGCGGACUCAUCGGAUGAACGAGGUUGUACAGUAACAAACUGCACCGAAUUCAAAUGUUCAAUGUUUGGCCAGUGCUUCGACUUAAAGAACGUUUGCGAUGGUAUCAUGGACUGUUCUGACGGAAGCGAUGAAGCUGAUUGCGGAUAUACUUGUGGUCCUGACGAAUUCCAGUGCAAAAAGGGAUGUAUUCCCAAGCGGUACGUAUGUGAUAACUACUUUGACUGCAGCGAUGGCUUCGACGAGCAAAACUGCAUCCCUUCGACAACACCCUGUCCUCAAAAUUACUCAAACUGUGGCAUGAACUUCUGUGCUCCCUUUGAUGCAUUUUGUGAUGGUCAUGAAGAUUGUGAGGACGGCUCCGACGAAGCAGGAUGUGUGAAUCCUACCACUUCUCAGCCCAAAGGGUGCACGAGAGAAGAGGUGCCUAUCAGCAGUCUAUCACCUGACGUGACUGUCACAGCUGACAGAGGAGACGCAAGCUCCAUCUUCGGUUACAAUGGAUGGACACCCGAUGGUCGAUCCGGCACAGUCUACUUCAGUCUGACGUCACGGGACAACAACUCACCCCAGCUUAUGAGCCUUACGGUGGACGUUGACAACAGCGGUUCGCUGGAACUAGCUGUUUAUGACAAAGAUAACAAUCUGGUCUUCACUGGAUCUGUGCAGAAGGGAUCAAGGGGUCAGACUUUUACCUUUCCUUUUACUGAGUUCCACACUAUCGGCUUGACAACCAGUGAGCGACUGUCAAACUUGAUUGUUUACGCUUGCUACGAACCUAGCGAGGGGACAACAGCGGUGCCCGGCCAGUCAACAGCACCGGCAUGUAACGAGCCACUGAGCCUCGUCAUUCGUGACUCCAGCGCGCCUGUGGAUACUAGCGGAGUGGUUAAGGACGUCACGUCCCCACUGACCUUCACCAUCGACGUCACCGAGCCUCUCCGGGACAGCCUGGAGGGCAUGCUGAUGUUACUGAAGCUGCGGCUAGUGAACUGUGACACUUACACUAUCAAAGACCCCACCACUGAUGCAAUCCUUCUCCAGGGACAGACAACGGUUUCAACGGGAGUACUCACCUUGUCCGCUCAAACUGCCAUCCCAUUGCCACUCAAGUUCGAGAUGCACCAGAAAGAUGGCAACAGUCCCAUUUCUGCUCAAAUUCAGGAAGUCAAGGGAUGCACUCAGCCACGAACUACUGAGACGCCAUUAAUUUCUACUGCAGUUUCUGCUACUACUGCACCAACCGAGGAGACUAUCUCUACUCCUUGUCCAGACAUCCUGUGUGAUGGAAGAUGCAUCAGUUCACUGACAGAGUUGUGCAAUAGCAGCUGUGCGCCUGCAGAGUGUGCAACAUCAACUUUACCACCCACCGGUUCGACAAUAUCACAGUGCUUUGACAUACUGAAUGUCGACGUCAUCAGCAGUGAAAUCAUCACGCAAGAUCAAGAUGGAGAGUCUUUCAAAGAGUUUGUCAUGACCAUCCGCCCAUCUGAUGACCAAGUGAAUCCAGUUACGCUGAACCUGAUUACGCUGUUACUCACUAACUGUGACACCAUGGAAAUUCGCGAGGGAGACACAGCAAAUAUAAUGCUGCAGACUCAAGUACCAUAUCCAAAUGGACCAGUGACUGUCAACUUAGACUCCGUAAAUCUUCCAGUAACCUUCCAGUUCAGUCCUAAAGACAGAAGCAAGUCUGUGUCUGCCUCCAUUAAAGAAGUGCGAGGAUGUUCAGGAAAACCUCCACCACCUCCACCAGCCACUACAACACCUACAAUAACCUCUGUUACAACACCACCCGAGGAAAUUACUUCUACUCAUUGUCCAUUCAUCCAGUGCAAUGGAAGAUGCAUCAGUUCACUGGAAGAACUGUGUGAAAGUAGUUGUGCACCUCCAGAGUGUGCUACAAGACCAACAGAGCCACCUACCAUUACUACAAUACCACAGUGCUUUGAAAAGAUGGACUUCAACGUGGUCAGCACAGAUGUCGCUGUUCGAGAACAAACUAGUGGGGGUUUACCAAUGACUGCUCUGGUGCUGUCUGUUAGGCCACAAAGAGAAAGUCCGAAUAAAACUUGGAUAUUGAAAGACCUUUCACUUUUUGGAAGCAACCUUGGAGAACUUGAGGUUAAAGAUGCAAAUGGAAAUACCGUAUAUCAGGAACAUGCACACCAUUCUGAGGGAAUAGUAAACAUAAAUGACUCACUUAGUGAUGAGCCUAUCACACUUCCAAUUCAAAUAGAGAUACACCCUAAAGACAGAGGAAAUGCUGUUACAGCCAAGAUCAUCUAUCUUGCAGGAUGUGAAGUUACUGUUCCGAGUACUCCUGGCACAACAACUACACCAUCAAUAACCUCUCCAGGUACAACCAGAUCAUCGACAUCAGUACCAUCAACUACAGGACCCAGUGAAACAGUUUGCUCUGAUGACAUGAAAUACGAAGAGGCAAAAGUUACAGACACCGCAAGAUCUUCAAAUGGAAACUUUUUGGAGUUGAUAGAAAUACCUGCUGGUGUUUAUGUGAAAGAAAUUUAUGAAAGGACCAAGCAAGUCUUUAUACCUGUUGAUCAGACACCUGGUGAUUACAGUACUGUCACACUGAGAGCAGGUGAAACCUUAAUUGUGAUUAAAAGGAAUGGAACAACAGAAAAUCCUAUUGGUCCAACAUCUUUGCUUAAUCCAGAUUCAGUUUCAUUUGGAGCAAUUAACAUCCAAAAGGAGAGAGGCAAUGCAGUCAUCACCACACCCAAGACUAAUGCAACAGUAGUUGUGUCUCUAAAUAAAGAAGAGAUUUUCCAAACUGUGCUGCACAAUGAGGGGGGCAUUGUAAUUGUUGAUCGUCAAGGACCUUUUAGUAUCAUUCUCAUUAGCCAGAACAUUGAAGAUGAUUCAGUGCCUGCACCCUCUUUUAUCAAGCUUUGUGGGCCUCCAGUCACAGGUACACUACAAUAUUCCACGUCAACUGCAACACCACAUGCUCUGACAACAUACCACCCUUCAACAGCCUUUACCAGCUCACUACAACCUACAGAAACCUCAACAAGUCAAAACACAUGGGAAACAACAAAACAGGAAGGAACAACUCCCUCGCCAGCUGUGACGACACCUAGCGGUCCACAGACCACAGAGAGAACUCCUUCGCCAGCUGUGACGACACCUAGCGGUCCACAGACUACAGGACCCACAGAGCAGCCAGGGACAACUCCCUCUUCAGCUGUGACGACACCUCGUGGUGGAGAAGGGACCACAGGACCUACGGAACGCCCAGGAACAACUCCCUCACCAGCGGUGACGACACCUAGCGGUCCACAGACCACAGAGAGAACUCCUUCGCCAGCUGUGACGACACCUAGCGGUCCACAGACCACAGGACCCACAGAGCAGCCAGGGACAACUCCCUCUUCAGCUGUGACGACACCUCGUGGUGGAGAAGGGACCACAGGACCUACAGAACGCCCAGGAACAACUCCCUCACCAGCGGUGACUACACCUAGCGGUCCACAAACCACAGGACCCACAGAACAGCCAGGGACAACUCCAUCACCUUCCUCAACCCCUACUAAAGGUUGUCCAUAUCAGAUGAGUGCCCAGGAACCACCUGCUGGUUCUGUUCAGCGUAUCCUAGAUAGCACGACGCUCAAGGUAGAGAAGGUUACAUUUGACGAUAAAACCUAUGUGCAAAGUGCCGAGGAAAUACCAAAGCCUGAGGACACACCAAGGACUGUGCUGUAUAUUAAGGAUACUGAUGAAUCUGUAAAGGUGCCAAAAGGCACAAAAGUGCUUAUUGAGGUAGCGGCAGGAGCACCACUUCCGUCUGCACCUCCAUCAAGCCCAGAAGAGCCUACACAACCUCAACUUCUGAUUGGGCCUGGACAACACCGAUGCUACCUUACACUGCACCAACCAGCAACAAAUAAAUCGUUUAUUUGCCUUUCACAGCUGGGGCAAAAUGGAGAUAGUACUGUGGGGAAGAAUGGACCUGUUGUCAUCAGUGUCAUCCGCCUGUGUCACCUGGUGAAAGAAAAUCCACCCGUACUCGGUUCACAUAUAAACAACUCCUCGCCAGCUGUGACGACACCUAGCGGUCCACAGACCACAGAGAGAACUCCUUCGCCAGCUGUGACGACACCUAGCGGUCCACAGACCACAGGACCCACAGAGCAGCCAGGGACAACUCCCUCUUCAGCUGUGACGACACCUCGUGGUGGAGAAGGGACCACAGGACCUACAGAACGCCCAGGAACAACUCCCUCACCAGCGGUGACUACACCUAGCGGUCCACAAACCACAGGACCCACAGAACAGCCAGGGACAACUCCAUCACCUUCCUCAACCCCUACUAAAGGUUGUCCAUAUCAGAUGAGUGCCCAGGAACCACCUGCUGGUUCUGUUCAGCGUAUCCUAGAUAGCACGACGCUCAAGGUAGAGAAGGUUACAUUUGACGAUAAAACCUAUGUGCAAAGUGCCGAGGAAAUACCAAAGCCUGAGGACACACCAAGGACUGUGCUGUAUAUUAAGGAUACUGAUGAAUCUGUAAAGGUGCCAAAAGGCACAAAAGUGCUUAUUGAGGUAGCGGCAGGAGCACCACUUCCGUCUGCACCUCCAUCAAGCCCAGAAGAGCCUACACAACCUCAACUUCUGAUUGGGCCUGGACAACAACCCGAUGCUACUUACACUGCACCCAACCAGCAACAAAUAAAUGUGUAUAGUGUGACCGUGCCGGAGACAGUGACUGUUGUACAGUCCCCUGAGGCUGCGCUAUAUACACCAGUUCAACCUGGGCAAAAUGGAGAAGUACCUGUGGGGAAGAAUGGACCUGUUGUCAUCAGUGUCAUCCCUGUGUCACCUGGUGAAGAAAAUCCACCCCGUACUCGGUUCACAUAUUGUGCGCCACCUUCUACAGAAACAACUCCCUCGCCAGCUGUGACGACACCUAGCGGUCCACAGACCACAGAGAGAACUCCUUCGCCAGCUGUGACGACACCUAGCGGUCCACAGACCACAGGACCCACAGAGCAGCCAGGGACAACUCCCUCUUCAGCUGUGACGACACCUCGUGGUGGAGAAGGGACCACAGGACCUACAGAACGCCCAGGAACAACUCCCUCACCAGCGGUGACUACACCUCGUGGUGGAGAAGGGACCACAGGACCUACAGAACGCCCAGGAACAACUCCCUCACCAGCGGUGACUACACCUAGCGGUCCACAAACCACAGGACCCACAGAACAGCCAGGGACAACUCCAUCACCUUCCUCAACCCCUACUAAAGGUUGUCCAUAUCAGAUGAGUGCCCAGGAACCACCUGCUGGUUCUGUUCAGCGUAUCCUAGAUAGCACGACGCUCAAGGCAGAGAAGGUUACAUUUGACGAUAAAACCUAUGUGCAAAGUGCCGAGGAAACACCAAAGCCUGAGGACACACCAAGGACUCUGCUGUUUAUUAAGGCUACUGAUGAAUCUGUAAAGGUGCCAAAAGACAUCCAAGUGUUUAUUGAGGUACCGGCAGGAGCACCACUUCCGUCUGCACCUCCAUCAAGCACAGAAGAGCCAAUACGACCUCAAGAUCUGAUUGGGCCUGGACAACAACCCGAUGCUACUUACACUGCACCCAACCAGCAACAAAUAAAUUUGUAUAGUUUGAUCGUGCCGGGGACAGUGACUGUUGUACAGUCCCCUGAGGCUGCGCUAUAUACACCAGUUCAACCUGGGCAAAAUGGAGAAGUACCUGUGGGGAAGAAUGGACCUGUUGUCAUCAGUGUCAUCCCUGUGUCACCUGGUGAAGAAAAUCCACCCCGUACUCGGUUCACAUAUUGUACGCCACCAUCUACAGAAACAACUCCCUCGCCAGCUGUGACGACACCUAGCGGUCCACAGACCACAGAGAGAACUCCUUCGCCAGCUGUGACGACACCUAGCGGUCCUCAGACCACAGGACCCAGAGAACAGCCAGGGACAACUCCCUCUUCAGCUGUGACGACACCUCGUGGUGGAGAAGGGACCACAGGACCUACAGAACGCCCAGGAACAACUCCCUCACCAGCGGUGACUACACCUAGCGGUCCACAAACCACAGGACCCACAGAACAGCCAGGGACAACUCCAUCACUUUCCUCAACCCCUACUAAAGGACCCAGUGUAACAGUUUGUUCAGAGGACAUGGAAUUUAAAGAGGUACCAAUCCUGGAUGAAGUAAAGUCUUUAUAUGGAGAUGUCAUGCGGUUGAUGGAAAUACCUUCUAAUGUUUAUGUGAAAGGUGUCCUCACUCAUGACAACCAGCAAAUCUUUGUAUCUUCUCAACAGAUUCUUAAUGGGUACAACUCUAUUACUGUAAAAGCAGGUGAAACUAUAAUUGUGGCUUUACCGGAAGGAGAAACACCAGACUCUUCUCCAUCAGGAACAGCAGAGAUUGCGAGUCCAACAUCUUUGAUUACUGAAAAUUCCACUCCUUUUGGAGAGCUUCUAAUCCAGAAUACGAAGAGCAAACUUUAUAUCAUCACACCUCAAGAAGACAAAACGAUAGUUUCUUCCUUCAAAGUUUUCCGACAGUUGAAGCUCAUUGAGAAGGGAACAAGGCUCAUUGACCAGCAAGGACCUUUCAGUAUCAUUGAAAUCACCCAGAAUGUUCCAGAUGGUGAAAGGCCUGCACCUAGCCAAAUCAAGCUUUGUAGCUCACUAGUCACAGUACCCAAUCCAAAAACAGGCACACCAACACCACAGCCAGGCACAACUCCCUCUCCAGCUGUGACUACACCUAGCGGUCCACAGACCACAGGAACCACAGAACAGCCAGGGACAACUCUCUCUCCAGCUGUGACUACACCAAGUGGUUCACAGACAAGUGCUUUAACUGGACAUCCAGAGACAACUCCAUCGCCAGCUGUAACAACACCACAGACAAGGGAACAGUCAGAGACAACUCCAUCACAUCUCACUACAUCUAUUGUCCCAAGUGUCUGUAAGAGUGAAACUGCUACGGACAAGACAGUGGUGCGUGCAAAUAACAUCCCAUUUAGUGGAGGGUCUUACCCUGAACAGGAAUUUACCAUCUUUAUUGAUGCUUCUGGUGAAGCUGUGAGUGGGGAAGAUAUGAGAGUUUCAGAAGUGAAAAUCUACCUGGAUAAUGUUAAAAAUGUGAUAGUUCGCGACGCAGACAAUGAAGAACUGUCAAUUUUACCAUUUGAUAUUGAGAAUGGCAAAAUCAAUACCAUUAUCCUUUCGAACAACCAGCCACAAGCUUUAUUGCUAACAUUUGAAAAACAGCCUGGUAAAAACCUGCAAGAGCUUGACAUCAAAGAAAUAAAAAUAUGCAGAGGCCCCACCACUGAACAGCCGCCAGUGACUUCAACUUCAUCAGCUGUCACAACUGCACCAGUCUUUUCUUCAAGACCCACAGGAUCAGGACAGCCACCAACAACACCACCAUCACCACUCAAAACAACAGAAGGAACUUCUGCUACAGGGUCCACACCAGGGCAAUCUACUCCACUACCAUUAGUGACUACAACAUUAUAUCCAGGAUGCUCUGAAGUAAUGAGUGACAAAAAGCCCCCUGCUGGGUCUAGAACUACUUUCAUUGCUGACGAUGGAUCUACUAUUGAAUAUAUAGAUUUAGAAAAUACAUAUGUGUCUGAUACAUCAGCAAGUGAUGGGAAAAGUGUGUUCACUGCACUACAGGAGUCUGGCAGUUUCACAGUUGCAACGAUACCCAAGGAGACAAACUUAAUUCUUCUUUCCAAACAAGAAGAAAACCCUCAGCCUUCCCCCACAGACGCCAUGACUCCUGCUUCACUGAUUCCAGAUGCAGAUCGUAUGGGUGAAUUCGAAUAUAAUUUUGCCACAUACACGAUAUACCAAUUAACAACAAAGGAUCAAAUUGAAAUUCAGCUUACAAAAUCAGAUUCCAUUAUUGUCUUUGAAAAGAGACAAGCUGAGAAUGGAAGAAUUAUGAUUCAAGAAAAAAAUCCAAAAGUGGUGGUUCUCAGAACAGAUGUGUCACCUUAUGCAGCUCCUGGUGAAACCCUUUUCCGGUAUUGUGGAAUAACUUCUACAGGUACCAGUGUUCCUACGGCGCCUCCCGGAUAUCAUACAGGACCAUCAACAGGAACACCGACAACUCAACCAACCGUGCAACCCACAGAACCUCCAGGAACAACUCCUGAAGCUGAGACCACACCUAGUGGUCAAGGCACCACAGGACCAGCAGGACAGCCAGGCACAACUCCUAGUGGUCCACUCACCACAGGACCCCCAGGACAGCCAGGCACAACUCUUCCAGCUGAGACUACACCUAGCGGUCCACGCACCACAGGACCCCCAGGACAGCCAGGCACAACUCCUGAAGCUGAAACCACACCUAGUGGUCAAGGCACCACAGGACCAGCAGGACAGCCAGGCACAACUCUUCCAGCUGUGACUACACCUAGUGGUCCACGCACCACAGGACCCCCAGGACAGCCAGGCACAACUCCUAGUGGUCCACGCACCACAGGACCCCCAGGACCCCCAGGACAGCCAGGUACAACUCCAUUACCUCCAUCAACACCUUAUGAACGUUGUCCACAAGAGAUGAGUUAUCAGGUUCCACCUCCUGGGUCUGUACAGUUGAUCCCAACUGAUAAGGACAUUGUGUUUGAGCAGACUACAUUCCCAAGGGGAACCAAUGUGGAUAGUGCUGUUGCAGUGGAAAACAGGACUGUGUAUUUGAAGGAUGAGAAACUUGUUACACUGCACAAAAACGACCAAGUGAUUGUUGAGAUAAACCAAGGUCCAAGUGAGGCUGCACCUACAUCGGCCCCAGGCGCGCCUCCAACACUUGAAGAUCUUUUUGGUGCUGGAUAUGAAGUCAUUGCUAAUGGUACUUCCACUCAACCUGAUGGGAAACAAACGAAAGUGUUUCUUUUGAAAUUGACUUCUGAAACAUCACAAGUUAAACAAUCAAAUAAUGCUGUGAUUUAUACACCUAGUGAACCUGCCAAAGGUGGAAAAGUACUUGUUGAUGGUCAAGGACCUCUUAAAAUCGUCAGUGUCAUCACCAGUGUGCUACCUGGUGCAAAACCUCCAGCACCAACUCCAUUUAAAUACUGUGGGCCGACAUCUACAGAUCGGCAUCAUUUACUAAUACAUAAGCCGCCCCUGGGUAUUCAGGAAACACCUGCGCCAGCUGUGUCCACACCUAGCGGUCCACAGACCACAGGACCCCCAGGAGAGCCAGGAACAACUCCUGAAGCUGAGACUACCCCUAGUGGUCAAGGCACCACAGGACCCCCAGGACAGCCAGGAACAACUCCUCCAGCUGUGACUACACCUAGUGGACCUAUUACCACAGGACCCCCAGGACAGCCAGGCACAACACCUAGUGGUCCACGCACAACGGGACCCCCAGGCCAGCCAGGCACAACUCCUGCAGCUGAGACUACUCCUAGCGGUCCAGGCACCACGGGACCCCCAGGCCAGCCAGGCACAACUCCUGCAGCUGAGACUACUCCUAGCGGUCCAGGCACCACGGGACCCCCAGGACAGCCAGGCACAACUCUUCCAGCUGAGACUACAACUAGCGGUCCACGCACCACAGGACCCCCAGGUCCUCCAGGACAGCCAGGCACAACACCUAGUGGUCCACGCACCACAGGACCCCCAGGACAACCAGGAACAACUCCUGAAGCUGAGACUACCCCUAGUGGUCAAGGCACCACAGGACCAGCGGGACAGCCAGGAACAACUCCUCCAGCUGUGACUACACCUAGUGGACCUAUUACCACAGGACCCCCAGGACAGCCAGGCACAACACCUGCAGCUGAGACUACACCUAGCGGUCCAGGCACCACGGGACCCCCAGGACCUCCAGGACAGCCAGGCACAACUCCUAGUGGUCCACGCACAACGGGACCCCCAGGCCAGCCAGGCACAACUCCUGCAGCUGAGACUACUCCUAGCGGUCCAGGCACCACGGGACCCCCAGGACAGCCAGGCACAACUCCUGAAGCUGAGACUACACCUAGCGGUCCACGCACCACAGGACCCCCAGGACAGCCAGGCACAACACCUAGUGGUCCACGCACCACAGGACCCCCAGGACAGCCAGGCACAACUCCUGAAGCUGAAACCACACCUAGUGGUCCACGCACCACAGGACCCCCAGGACCCCCAGGACAGCCAGGUACAACUCCAUUACCUCCAUCAACACCUUAUGAACGUUGUCCACAAGAGAUGAGUUAUCAGGUUCCACCUCCUGGGUCUGUACAGUUGAUCCCAACUGAUAAGGACAUUGUGUUUGAGCAGACUACAUUCCCAAGGGGAACCAAUGUGGAUAGUGCUGUUGCAGUGGAAAACAGGACUGUGUAUUUGAAGGAUGAGAAACUUGUUACACUGCACAAAAACGACCAAGUGAUUGUUGAGAUAAACCAAGGUCCAAGUGAGGCUGCACCUACAUCGGCCCCAGGCGCGCCUCCAACACUUGAAGAUCUUUUUGGUGCUGGAUAUGAAGUCAUUGCUAAUGGUACUUCCACUCAACCUGAUGGGAAACAAACGAAAGUGUUUCUUUUGAAAUUGACUUCUGAAACAUCACAAGUUAAACAAUCAAAUAAUGCUGUGAUUUAUACACCUAGUGAACCUGCCAAAGGUGGAAAAGUACUUGUUGAUGGUCAAGGACCUCUUAAAAUCGUCAGUGUCAUCACCAGUGUGCUACCUGGUGCAAAACCUCCAGCACCAACUCCAUUUAAAUACUGUGGGCCGACAUCUACAGGAACACCUGCGCCAGCUGUGUCCACACCUAGCGGUCCACAGACCACAGGACCCCCAGGAGAGCCAGGAACAACUCCUGAAGCUGAGACUACCCCUAGUGGUCAAGGCACCACAGGACCCCCAGGACAGCCAGGAACAACUCCUCCAGCUGUGACUACACCUAGUGGACCUAUUACCACAGGACCCCCAGGACAGCCAGGCACAACACCUAGUGGUCCACGCACAACGGGACCCCCAGGCCAGCCAGGCACAACUCCUGCAGCUGAGACUACUCCUAGCGGUCCAGGCACCACGGGACCCCCAGGCCAGCCAGGCACAACUCCUGCAGCUGAGACUACUCCUAGCGGUCCAGGCACCACGGGACCCCCAGGACAGCCAGGCACAACUCUUCCAGCUGAGACUACAACUAGCGGUCCACGCACCACAGGACCCCCAGGUCCUCCAGGACAGCCAGGCACAACACCUAGUGGUCCACGCACCACAGGACCCCCAGGACAACCAGGAACAACUCCUGAAGCUGAGACUACCCCUAGUGGUCAAGGCACCACAGGACCAGCGGGACAGCCAGGAACAACUCCUCCAGCUGUGACUACACCUAGUGGACCUAUUACCACAGGACCCCCAGGACAGCCAGGCACAACACCUGCAGCUGAGACUACACCUAGCGGUCCAGGCACCACGGGACCCCCAGGACCUCCAGGACAGCCAGGCACAACUCCUAGUGGUCCACGCACAACGGGACCCCCAGGCCAGCCAGGCACAACUCCUGCAGCUGAGACUACUCCUAGCGGUCCAGGCACCACAGGACCCCAAGGACAGCCAGGCACAACACCUAGUGGUCCACGCACCACAGGACCCCCAGGACAGCCAGGCACAACUCCUGAAGCUGAAACCACACCUAGUGGUCCACGCACCACAGGACCCCCAGGACCCCCAGGACAGCCAGGUACAACUCCAUUACCUCCAUCAACACCUUAUGAACGUUGUCCACAAGAGAUGAGUUAUCAGGUUCCACCUCCUGGGUCUGUACAGUUGAUCCCAACUGAUAAGGACAUUGUGUUUGAGCAGACUACAUUCCCAAGGGGAACCAAUGUGGAUAGUGCUGUUGCAGUGGAAAACAGGACUGUGUAUUUGAAGGAUGAGAAACUUGUUACACUGCACAAAAACGACCAAGUGAUUGUUGAGAUAAACCAAGGUCCAAGUGAGGCUGCACCUACAUCGGCCCCAGGCGCGCCUCCAACACUUGAAGAUCUUUUUGGUGCUGGAUAUGAAGUCAUUGCUAAUGGUACUUCCACUCAACCUGAUGGGAAACAAACGAAAGUGUUUCUUUUGAAAUUGACUUCUGAAACAUCACAAGUUAAACAAUCAAAUAAUGCUGUGAUUUAUACACCUAGUGAACCUGCCAAAGGUGGAAAAGUACUUGUUGAUGGUCAAGGACCUCUUAAAAUCGUCAGUGUCAUCACCAGUGUGCUACCUGGUGCAAAACCUCCAGCACCAACUCCAUUUAAAUACUGUGGGCCGACAUCUACAGGAACACCUGCGCCAGCUGUGUCCACACCUAGCGGUCCACAGACCACAGGACCCCCAGGAGAGCCAGGAACAACUCCUGAAGCUGAGACUACCCCUAGUGGUCAAGGCACCACAGGACCCCCAGGACAGCCAGGAACAACUCCUCCAGCUGUGACUACACCUAGUGGACCUAUUACCACAGGACCCCCAGGACAGCCAGGCACAACACCUAGUGGUCCACGCACCACAGGACCCCCAGGACAGCCAGGAACAACUCCUGAAGCUGAGACUACCCCUAGUGGUCAAGGCACCACAGGAACCCCAGGACAGCCAGGCACAACUCCUGCAGCUGAGACUACACCUAGCGGUCCACGCACCACAGGACCCCCAGGACAGCCAGGAACAACUCCUGAAGCUGAGACUACCCCUAGUGGUCAAGGCACCACAGGAACCCCAGGACAGCCAGGCACAACUCCUGCAGCUGAGACUACACCUAGCGGUCCACGCACCACGGGACCCCCAGGACAGCCAGGGACAACUCCUAGUGGUCCACUCACCACAGGACCCCCAGGACAGCCAGGAACAACUCUUCCAGCUGAGACUACACCUAGCGGUCCAAGCACCACGGGACCCUCAGGACAGCCAGGUACAACUCCUAGUGGUCCACUCACCACUGGACCCCCGGGACAGCCAGGCACAACUCCUAGCGGUCCACUCACCACAGGACCUCCAGGACAGCCAGGAACAACUCCUUUACCUUUAUCAACACGUUAUGAACCUACCCCUACGAAAUCUUCCAGCCCACAUUCAGGACCAACAAGUGGUGCACCAGCCAGCAGUUCCACGCCAUCAAGUACUACCUCCCCAUUGAACACUACAGUACUACCUUCAGAGGGGUGCGAGGACAUGAUCGGGUCUGACACUUUCUUGCUGACAAACGAUUCUGUAAAAGUCUUUACAGAAGAUGGCAAACUGCUUCCAUCUCAAGGCUUUUCCUUCAGCUAUGAUGAAAGCUCUGGCAGUUCUGUCAGAUGCGUUAUCUCCAUUCCAGCAGAUGGAGCACUUGACUCUGUGUUAAUUGAUGGACGCUUCUCAACUGCCUCGAUCGACGUCAUCGAUCAAGGCAUACCUACACGUGUGGCAGAUAUUGAUGGCGCGAUCAACAUAAAGCCUGGCCAGGUGAGCAAGUACAAUGAAGCCAGAUUUGAAGAGGGAGCCAUUGAAGUGAUUUUCAACAUUGAGCCUGGUACAAGAGGAAAUAUCAGUAUUCUGCAGCUGACAGUCUGCACUUUGAGGAGAGAUGAUCUGUGUGAGAUCGACCGGGAGACUUUAGAGGACGUAUUGGCCCUUAAAAUAGCCGGCAGAUCACUUGGUAUUACCGAUGACGGUGAGGAAAUUGAAGAUGACGACGAGAUCCCCACUUAUCUCACCAAGGGAAUCGCAGUUAACGCACACUGCUACAGAUGCGUGUGUCGCGGGAAUGACAGACUGAACUGCACCAAGAAGAAAGAAUGUUUCACGUGUCCACCAUACUCAGACUGGUCCCCUUGCGACGCAGAGUGUGGAGGGCUGCGUGGAUCUCAGUCAAGAAAGAUCGUCAGCACUGGCUACUUAGCUAGCUGUGACAAUGGCACAGAGACUAGGCCCUGUAUCAGCGACGUUUGUCCAUCCACCAUAGCUCCCUGCUUCAGCGAGUGGUCUGACUGGACGCCGUGUAGAGACUGCUUGCAGCAACGCACCCGGACCUGCCACAGCAGCUGUAAGCAGUCGCAGUGCGUUGGUGGAACCAGCCAGACGCGCACGUGUCCCGAGUGUUUCUCCACAACUACAGCCCCGAAGACGACGACACCGGUGUGUGCUGACAACGAAAUACUCAGCUGCUCCACAGACUACGAGCGAUGCACGCGCUCCUGCCGAGCACACCGCGCGCAGCCCUACAACGUGUGCUCCCAGCGAGACGAGGUCGGCUGCACCAAGCGCUGCGAAUGCGUCCCCGGGUACCGCAGGGACGGCAGCGAGUGCGUUCGGGAGGAUGAGUGUCCUUGCUACCUGCCCGACACAAACAUGCCGGUCCCCGUUGGCUACGUGGACCGUACGUCGAAGGAAUGUCACAACUGUUCGUGUACUGCAAAAGGCUACAGAUGUGACGAACGCGAAGGCUGCUGCAAGCAAGGUGUCUGGUCAGAGUGGUCGAAAUGUUCUGCUACCUGCGGCCAAGGAUAUCGCACAAGAACGAGAAACAACACGAACUGCAACAUCACGUCAGAACAGCAACAAGACAGUUGUAAUAUCUUCUGCGAGUGCGAGGACAAACAAGUAUGGUUUGACAAGGCCAACUGCAAGAACUGUUCUUGUCAGGCCGGCAAGUCUGUCUGUACUCCCCCCGUCUGUCAGAACGUCUCGCAGUGUAAUAACGUAACCCACGCCUUGGUGCCGGACCCUGACCAGCCGUGCUGCAAGAAGUGUGUAGAGCUGAAGGAGCCACCUUGCCGUCCUGUGCCACUAGACGCCAUUCGCCUGAACUACACCGACCGCUAUGAUGGCUUGUGUGUCUCACGACCCAUCGACGUAUACCGCUGUGCUGGCACCUGUGGCGCCGGCUCCUCCUCCAUGUCAUACAGCUCUUUCAGUCAGGAGUUCGGCUUCCAGCUGACCUUUGCACAGAUCAACUGCGCCUGCUGCAAGCCCACCGUCGCCAAGGUGGACGUAGUCUUCACGUGCCUCAAGCGCGGCAACACCAAGACCCUGAAAGUACCUAGCAUCGCCUCGUGCUCUUGUCAACAGUGCGCUGACGAAGGUGGAGAUGGUGAUAAUUCGUCUGAAAACCGCUACGGAAGCAACGAAAAAUAUUAAUGGACUUACCUGACUGCAAGGACCGAUGUCAUUCCGAGUUGACACAUUUGAACUUGUUUUGUGCAUUCUGUCAAGUGUCUUUAUUCUGUCGCGUGAUCUUAUAUGUACUAUAGAUAAAAAUUAACACGACGAACAGAUCUCACUUGACCAGAGUUCGUGCUACAUUAACGACGAAAAUAAAUGCUUUUAUGCACAUAGCAAUU